Messenger RNA from Dicentrarchus labrax (European seabass), 558 nucleotides. RefSeq lists its product as uncharacterized. The transcript has 2 exons. NCBI's taxonomy places the organism in Eukaryota, Metazoa, Chordata, Actinopteri, Moronidae. The record is from RefSeq and is a predicted model, not a curated record. The annotation marks the transcript as partial.
CAACCACUGCAGCCCCAACAACAACCACUGCUGCCCCAACAACAACCGCUGCCCCAACAACCACUGCAGCCUCAACAACUACUGCUUCUCCAACAACAACGACUGCUGCCACCACAACAACUGCAGCCCAAACAACCACUGCUGCCCCAACAACUGCUGCCCCAACAACCACUGCAGCCUCAACAACGACUGCUGCCACCAAAGCAACUGCAGCCCCAACAACAACCACUGCAGCCCCAACAACAACCGCUCCCCCAACAACCACUGCAGCCUCAACAACCACUGCUGCUCCAACAACAACGACUGCUGCCACCACAACAACUGCAGCCCCAACAACAACUGAAGCCCCAACAACAACUGCUGCCCCAACAACGACUGCUGCCACCACAACAACUGCAGCCCCAACAACCACCACUGCAGCCCCAACAACAACUGAAGCCCCAGCAACUGCUUCCCCAACAACAACCACUGCAGCCCCAACAACUGUUGCCCCAAAAACAACUGCAGCACCAAACCCCAAAAAACCCCACCCAACCCCCCCCCAAACCCCCACCCCCA